AUGGAAGCGCCAAAAACAAGGAAAGAUACGCUCUCGCUGAAUCUUGUUAAACUUCUAUUGGAACAACUCCAAUCCAAAGAAGACCUCGAUACUAUUGCUCGCCAACUUGUGGCUCUAGUAUCACCAUUACAAGGACAGUCAAGGGUUGAACUCUGCACACAGAUUUCUCGUCUUAUUUUCGAACGUUAUUCAUAUAAUCCGGGAAAAGAUUCUGCUGAGCUUUAUACAGUACUCUGCCAUUCUCUCUUGGCUUCCAAAAGACACGCACCCGUAGCUGGCACCUCCAAUCAAAUAGUUGUAGUUCACAAUAAACUAUUCAAUCUCUGCAUUAACUCAAUAGCCCCUGUAUCCCUGCCGGAAAUUAUCGUCCCAGGAAAACCAACACUUCUAGCAAGUGAUGGCGGACUCGACUUGGCUGCCGGUUGUACUAAAGUCACCAAGUUGAGCAUUGAGUCCAUCUCUCAUCUUGUUUCCAAGCUCUUUGAGUAUGGAUUGAUAUCAGUAGCUCAAGUGUAUCAAUGCACGUGCGAAAUAACAAAACUCUCACCAACCCAAUACGCAAAGGAUGGGUUGCUAGGACUAUGCACCUUACUAGAGACAGACGGUUAUGGCCUAAAUACCCCAAUAUGGGCCGCCGAGAUCGAGCAACUACUUGAAUGGGGCAAGAAAAUAACUGCGGAACUCAAUGCCGAUGACCAUGUCGUACAGAGAAUGGAGGGAAUUACUGCCAACCUGAAGGGGUCAUCCUAUUCCAAACUAGUGGUGAAUACUCAGUACAGGGAGCUAUCCAUAUCACCUUCUGGUUCUUGCCUUGAUGAAAGCGACUUGGCCGAAAACAACUAUGGCAGCCACCCACUUGAAACCCUAGUUGAACUAUCGCUAUCACCACAUUCUCCAUCUACCCAAGCACAACAAUCAAAGUACCAGGUACUGGAAUUGCUCCAGAAAUUGAAAGCGAGGGACUUUGAUAGGGUUUCAGAGAAAAUUAUCGAACACGUGAAUAACGCUGAGCACGAGAAUGAUGGGGAAACACUAAGGCAGGUUAUCGAGGUCAUCUUCGAAAAGGCCAAGGACGAGGCUGCAUUUAGCGAGAUGUAUGCUCGUCUGUGCCGCAAGAUGAUGGAGCGCAUUUCUCUUAACGUUCGGGACGAGAAGAUUCGCAGCUCGGAUGGCCAACCAAUCGCUGGUGGGAUGCUACUCCGCAGGUACUUGCUUAACCGAUGCCAAGAAGACUUCGAGCGCGGAUGGAGCGCCAAGGAGGCCGCUCUUGCCUCGAAAGCAGGGGAAGACAAGGCUGCUUCGGCCGCGUCCGCCGAAAAUAGCGGAGCGGCCUCGUAUUCUGACCAGUAUUAUGCUGCCAUCAAGGUCAAGCGUCAAGGUCUCGGUUUGGUCCGAUUCAUCGGUGAACUGUUCAAGUUGCAAAUGUUGACGGAACGUAUCAUGCAUGAAUGUAUCAAGAAGUUGCUUUCGAACGUGGUCAACCCCGAAGAAGAGGAAAUCGAGAGCUUGUGUAAACUCUUGACGACCGUUGGGCAGAGCCUGGAUAACCCCAAGGCGAGGAAUCAUAUGGAUAUCUACUUCGAGCGUAUGCAGGAGAUGGCCAAGGGCAGCAGUAUCAACUCUCGUAUGCAGUCUGUGCUGCAGGAUGUUAUCGAACUCCGCGCACGACAAUGGCAACCCGGUCCCACCCCCACCUUCCUUCGCCAGAAUAGUAACUAUUCCGAUAGUGGUCGACCCGACGGAACCCAACUAAGCACAUACCGCGGUGCUAGUACCACCGAGCCUGAUGGCCGACCACCCAUGCGUGCAGGCGAUCUCUCUGCAUUUGCCAAAAUUUCCAGGCCAAGCGGUAUCCUGUUCGGCCCUUCAAGGGUGUUUGGCAAGAAGGAUGAAAACAAGCGCGAUUAG
Messenger RNA from Rhizoctonia solani, 1908 nucleotides. RefSeq names its product eukaryotic translation initiation factor 4G. Gene Ontology annotation, cellular component: eukaryotic translation initiation factor 4F complex. The transcript is spliced from 4 exons. Lineage: Eukaryota; Fungi; Basidiomycota; Agaricomycetes; Cantharellales; Ceratobasidiaceae. Gene Ontology annotation, molecular function: protein binding; mRNA binding; translation initiation factor activity. The coding region runs from base 1 to 1908 and encodes 635 amino acids. The record is from RefSeq and is a predicted model, not a curated record.